AUGGAAGCUUCACCCCUGACCCAGCAGAGUCGACCUGAGUCCUUCAAGCCUAAGAUUGUGCAGCUCUAUGAGAACCUCUUCAAAACCCAGACUCAGCUGUUAUUUACUCGUGCUAUCCGCGAGGCAGCCGCAGGGGUCGCUCCGGCGGAUUCUUAUGCAUUGGAUACCUUGACAAUUUUCUUGACCAGCAUCCUGAGCAAGAAGUACACAAACCCCAGCUCAGAUGUCAUCACUGUUCUUGCAGGACUCCACGAAGUGGACCAUGUCAUCUCCCACUUUGUGGCCGUCUUAGAUGGGAUUAUCCGCAAUGGCAGCAGGUUCGAUGUGCGACUCAAAGCUAUCAGGACGGCCGUUGCAAUGACCAGCGGGGCCUACAAAACCAGCCUGGUAUCCUAUCUCACGCACAGAGAUCUUUUCCCAUCGCUUAUGAAGUAUGUUUCCGAAUCUGAUACCUCAAUGCAAGUCUUCGACCCAUUUCUGCUUUUGGGAUUAUUGGCAAACUACAACAAAUUCGAGUUUCAAAAUCCCUACCAGCUCCGGCUUGACGACUUUGUCAACGAGUCAAGCAUUCAAAAGAUUGCCAAGGGCGUUGGUCUUGCCUGUGGCGGCCUGCGCAACGGCUACAUUGCCGUACAGGAUGACAUCCCAGAGGGUUGGAACUUGACCAAUACAUUGAUCUUCUUUGGAUUGCGAGCCUUCGCACCCGGUGCUAGAGAAAAGGCUAACCCACCUACCGCGGAAGAAGCGAAAGCAAUUUUCGCAGAACUUCCUGCCCAAGAAGCCGCAAUUCUCAUGGCAACAUACGACUUCACAAACGCCAACAAGCUAUUCGGCUAUCAUCUCGUUCAUUCGAAAUCCGAGAAUAAUGAGGAAGAAUCUCCAUUCUCCAGCUUCCUCUCAUUGACCUCAUAUCUUUUACAACAUGCAUACCGAUCCCCACGGGUUGGACACUACGCUGAGCUUACCCUGUUCACUCUCCGCAUAUUAGUCGAGGACCCAAUCAUCUGCAAACACAUCUGCAAUGAAGACGGCAAGCGGAAAGUCCGCAUCUGCAGACAGAAGCAGCCCUACCUCCCUGUAGUCAGCGGAGACAGAGUCCUAGCAACGAUCAUAUUCGACAUCAUGAUCGAUACAAUCACCCACAACCUCCGCCGACGUCUAGACGUCAAUCUCUACAGCCACACAAUCGCAAUAACCCUCCGCCUCCUAACCUACCUAUCCAAAAACAAAAUCAGACUAACAUACCACUGGUCCGAGCUCUGGCGCACCCUGCUCUCCCUAAUGCGCUUCCUCACAACCUACGCGGCAGACCUAACAGUUAACCCAAAGAUCCAAACCCUAACAUCCUCCCUCACUGACCUAAUCGCCUUCUGCGUCUCAGGCGGUGACACCUUCCUCCCAGACCCAUCCUCCUACGACGACCUCUUCUACAAACUCGUCGAAACAGGCCCUAUCAUCUCCAAGUUCCGUGCUGCGUAUGCCCUCACAGGUACAGGUAGUACAUCCAAGGCAGCUGAGCCUGGUGUGGAGCAGCACGUUGCUGCAAUUGAUACACUCCAAUCCGUCUCUACGCAUUUCUACACACUGCUUUUCUAUUCCGAUGGUGAUAAUGCAAAUGCUGCGGCGGCGGCGGCGGCGGCGGCAGCUGCUGCAGCAAGCCCGAAACCAGAUGAACCGGCCUCUGUGCCUUUACCUUCUAUCCGCAAGAAGAAUCUCAGUCCGCGUGAGGUCCACCGCAUUAUAAAGCAGGGCUAUGAUACGUUGAGUAUUCAGCCGCCGGAGGGACUGAGUACUUGGGCUAAAUGGCGUGAGGCGGAGUGGAAGAGUGAGCUUAAGCGUGCGGCGAGGUGUGCUGUUGAUGAUGCUAGGCAGCUUGUUGCUUAG
Penicillium arizonense is the source of this 1884-nucleotide messenger RNA. Its product is annotated as ARMH3 family protein. Gene Ontology annotation, cellular component: cytosol. Gene Ontology annotation, biological process: regulation of Golgi organization. The coding region runs from base 1 to 1884 and encodes 627 amino acids. The transcript has 7 exons. Lineage: Eukaryota; Fungi; Ascomycota; Eurotiomycetes; Eurotiales; Aspergillaceae. The record is from RefSeq and is a predicted model, not a curated record.